AGGCUUCCUCCGAGACCUGACUUUGGGACCUCUGGGAGAGUGAUCACCUUGAAGGCCAAUUUCUAUGAAAUGAACAUUCCAAAAAUUGACAUCCAUCAUUAUGUCGUGGAUAUCAUGCCAGAUAAGUUUCCAGGACGGAUUAACAGGGAAGUCAUAAGAUAUUUAGCUGAACUCUUUAAAACUCAGAUCUUUGGGGACCAGAAACCAGCUUUUGAUGGGAAGAAAAACCUCUAUACAGUUAUGCCACUGCCGAUCGGGAGAGAUAAGGUGGAACUAGAAGUAACGCUGCCUGGAGGAGGUAAGAGCCGCCUCUUUAAGGUGGCCAUCAAAUGGGUAUCCUGUGUGAGCCUGGGGACCCUUCAAGACAUGUUAAAAAGUAAGGAGGGCGUGCAUCCUGUCCCUUUCACCACUGUCCAGGCCCUGGACGUGAUUAUCAAACAUUUGCCGUCCAUGAGAUACACUCCUAUAGGCCGUUCCUUCUUUACGGCCGCAGAGGGUAGUGCCCUCCCACUGGGUGGGGGAUUUGAGAUCUGGUCCGGUUUCCACCAAUCGGUUCGGCCAACGAUGUGGAAUAUGAUGCUCAACAUCGAUGUCUCGACCACAGCAUUUUACAAGGCCCAGCCAGUGAUCCAGUUCCUGUGUGAAAUUUUGAAUUUACAAAAUAUUGAAAAGCAACAAAGGCCUCUGACAGAUGCCCAAAGGAUGAAGUUUGCCAAAGAAAUAAAUGGCCUGAAGGUAGAGGUUACACACAGUGGGCAGAUUAAAAGGAAGUACCGCGUCUGCAGUGUAACCCGUCAGACUGCCCGUCAUCAAACAUUUCUGUUGCAGAAAGAGAAGGGACAGACUGUGGAGUGCACGGUAGCUCAAUACUUCAAGAACAGGCACAAGGUAGUUCUGCGCUACCCUCACCUCCCAUGUUUACAAGUUGGGCAGGAAGAGAAGCAUACUUACCUUCCCCUAGAAGUGUGCAACAUUGUAGCCGGACAGAGGUGCGUCAAGAAGCUAAGUAACAAUCAGACUGCGACUAUGAUCAAGUUAACUUCCCGCUCAGCACCCAGACGGCAGGAGGAAAUCAACAAGCUGAUGAGGGAGGCGAAUUUUAACUCAGAUCCCUAUGUCCAGGAAUUUGGAAUCACCAUCAGCGAAAAUAUGACCGACAUGACUGGCCGUAUCCUCCAGUCUCCUGCCCUCCUUUAUGGGGGCAGGAAUAGAACAGUCAUCACCCCUGUGCAUGGGGUUUGGGACAUGCGCGACAAACAGUUCCACACAGGCAUCGUGAUCAAGAUGUGGGCUGUGGCCUGCUUUGUCCCUCAGAGCCAGUGCACACAGGCCCAAUUGAAGUCGUUCAUUCUACAACUCAAAAGGAUCUCGGGUGAUGCAGGAAUGCCCAUCCCAACACAGCCUUGCUUCUGUAACUACACCCAGGGAGUAAAUAGUGUGGAGCCAAUGUUCCGGCACCUAAAGAAGACCUACCCCAACCUACAGCUGGUUUUGAUCAUCUUGCCAGGUAAGACCCCCAUUUACGCUGAGAUCAAAAGAGUGGGGGAUACAGUCCUGGGCAUAGCCACACAGUGUAUCCAGGUGAAGAAUGUGCAGAGGGUCAUACCACAGACACUUUCCAACCUUUGUCUGAAGAUAAAUGUCAAACUGGGUGGCAUCAACAACAUCCUGCUGCCCCAGAGCAGGUCUCCAGUGUUCCAGCAGCCUGUCAUCUUCCUGGGGGCCGACGUUACACACCCUGCGGCAGGAGAUGACAAGAAACCUUCCAUUGCUGCUGUCGUGGGAAGCAUGGACACUCACCCCAUUCGCUAUUGCGCCUCUGUGCGUGUCCAGCAGCACCGCCAGGAGAUAAUACAGGAACUGGCACCCAUGGUUCGGGAACUGCUCGUCAAAUUCUACAAGUCCACACACUUCAAGCCCAGCCGCAUUAUCUUCUACCGAGAUGGUGUAUCAGAGGGCCAGUUCCAGCAGGUUCUAUUCCAUGAAUUGCUGGCUAUCCGAGAGGCUUGCACCAGUCUGGAGAAGGGCUACCAGCCUGGGAUCACAUUCAUCGUGGUGCAGAAGAGACACCACGCCAGGUUCUUCUGCACCGAGAGGGAAGACCAGGUUGGGAGAACUUGCAAUAUUCCUGCAGGCACUACAGUGGACACGAAAAUCACCCAUCCAACCGAGUUUGACUUCUACCUGUGUAGUCAUGCCGGCGUCCAGGGAACCAGCAGGCCUGCCCACUACCAUGUUCUCUGGGAUGACAACCAUUUCUCUUCUGAUGAGCUACAGAUCCUCACCUACCAGCUCUGUUACACCUAUGUGCGAUGCACACGCUCAGUGUCUAUCCCAGCACCAGCCUACUAUGCUCAUCUGGUAGCUUUCCGGGCCAGAUACCACCUCUUUGACAAAGAUCGUGAUAGUGCCGAAGGAAGUCACACCUCUGGACAGAGCAACGGUGCAGACCAACAAAUGAUGGACAGGGCUGUCCAGAUCCAUGAAGACACUCUGCGCACCAUGUACUUUGCUUGA
Molecule: messenger RNA, 2517 nt
Organism: Sorex araneus (European shrew)
Lineage: Eukaryota; Metazoa; Chordata; Mammalia; Eulipotyphla; Soricidae
Product: protein argonaute-2-like
Exons: 1
Coding region: 70-2517 (815 amino acids)
Molecular function (GO): protein binding; RNA binding
Source: RefSeq, a predicted model, not a curated record